Messenger RNA from Dicrocoelium dendriticum, 450 nucleotides. Lineage: Eukaryota; Metazoa; Platyhelminthes; Trematoda; Plagiorchiida; Dicrocoeliidae. The record is from the annotation of a GenBank genome assembly.
AUGGCGGUCGGCACCGCCGCACUGCCGAGGACGGCCGACGCCCCACCCGCGCAGAGAUCCCCCACGCGUCGUGAUCAUUGCCAGAUCAAUCCGCCCGCCCCCCUCCUUCCGCGCCCCUUGCACUUCGCAUCCGCCGCCGGUCGCCAUCCCCAUGGGCCUUUCGUCACCGCACCUUCGGCCCACGUCGCCUUUUGCACCACGCUCGCCCGCCCCCGACCCCACUCCGUCCCUCGCGCACUCCCCCCCCUCCAACCCCAACGCUCCCUCCCGGCACCCCCGCACCCCCCCUGCCCCCUCCCCCCGGCCCCGCUCCGCAAUCCCCCAGAGCACCGGGAAACGGCCCGUCGGCCACACCCCGCCGGCCCACCCCGCAACCCCGGGGAUGCGCCCUCUAGAGCGCGCACCCCCGGAGACGCACGCCUCCGCUCGACUCCCCCACAAAACAAAUAA